AAAACUAUUCUUGUAAAUAUUUCCAAAAUUAUGCAGAACUCACACACCUAAAGAGGCUACGUAAGCUUCAUAACAACAAACAGCUCUUCAAAAAAAAAAAAAAAAGGAGCUGUUCAUAAAAAAAGAAUCCAAAAAAAAACAAAAAAAAUACGAUAAACCAAAAAAAAAAAAAUGUCAUACGGAUACAACGACGAUGAUGCAAAGAGGAAAAAGAGAUAUGUAAUUAUCUCUAUCUCCUCUGUUCUUUUGAUCUCUAUGGUUGUCGCUGUGACCAUAGGCGUUAGCGUCAACAAGAACGAUAACGGGGGUGAUGAAGAAAUCACAACUUCUGUUAAAGCCAUCAAAGAUGUUUGUGCACCAACGGAUUACAAAAAGACUUGUGAAGAUACUCUAAGGAAGGAUGCGCAGAACACAUCAGAUCCGUUGGAGCUGGUGAAGACAGCGUUUAACGCGACGAUGAAACAGAUAACUGAAGUGGCGAAGAAGUCACAGACUAUGAUUGAGUUGCAGAAGGAUCCGAGGACGAAAAUGGCGUUGGAUCAAUGCAAGGAGCUGAUGGAUUACGCAAUCGGUGAGCUUAGUAAGUCGUUUGAGGAGUUGGGGAGGUUUGAGUUUCAUAAGGUUGACGAGGCAUUGGUUAAGCUGAGAGUUUGGCUUAGCGCAACGAUUAGUCAUGAGCAAACUUGUCUUGACGGGUUUCAAGGAACGCAAGGGGAUGCAGGUGAGACGAUUAAGAAGGCAUUGAAAACCGCGGUGCAGUUAACGCAUAACGGGCUUGCAAUGGUCACCGAGAUGUCGAAUUAUUUAGGGCAAAUGCAAAUUCCGGAGAUGAAUAGUCGCAGGCUACUGUCCCAAGAGUUCCCUUCGUGGAUGGAUGGGCGAACGCGUAGGCUUUUGAACGCUCCUAUGUCGGAGGUUAAGGCAGAUAUCGUAGUGGCUCAAGAUGGAAGCGGACAGUAUAAGACGAUCAACGAAGCAUUGAAUCAUGUCCCCAAGAAGAAGAACACGACUUUUGUGGUUCACAUUAAAGGUGGAAUCUAUAAAGAGUACGUUCAGGUAAACAGAAGCAUGACACAUCUUGUUUUCAUCGGGGAUGGUCCUGACAAAACUGUCAUUUCCGGCGACAAAAAUUACAAGGAUGGUAUUACCACCUAUAAAACCGCCACCGUUGCAAUCGUUGGAGACCAUUUCAUUGCCAAGAACAUGGGGUUUGAGAACACGGCAGGGGCAAUAAAACAUCAAGCGGUAGCGAUUAGGGUUCUAUCAGAUGAAUCAAUAUUUUACAACUGUAGAUUUGACGGUUACCAAGACACUCUGUACGCACAUUCCCACCGUCAGUUUUACCGGGAUUGUACUAUUUCUGGCACCAUCGAUUUUCUCUUUGGAGACGCAGCUGCGGUAUUCCAAAGCUGUACUUUAUUGGUAAGAAAGCCACUCCCGAACCAAGCAUGCCCCAUUACCGCCCACGGACGUAAAGAUCCGCGUGAAUCCACAGGAUUCGUGCUCCAAGGGUGUACGAUUGUUGGCGAACCGGAUUACUUGACAGUCAAGGAAACCAGCAAAUCUUAUCUUGGAAGGCCAUGGAAAGAGUAUUCAAGAACUAUCUUCAUGAAUACAUUCAUCCCGGAUUUUAUUCCGCCAGAAGGAUGGCAACCAUGGCUUGGCAAUUUUGGCCUUGAAACACUCUUCUACUCAGAGGUGGGGAACACUGGACCGGGUGCAGAUGUCACAAAACGAGUUACUUGGCCCGGAAUCAAGAAGUUGAGUGAAGAAGAAAUCCUAAAAAUCACUCCAGCUGAAUACAUUCAAGGUGAUGCUUGGAUUCCAGGUAAAGGUGUUCCGUACAUCCCAGGUCUUUUCCCUGGAAACAGCUCAGGUACCGAUCUAAGCGAAUUAGAGUCCGCAAAUUCUACAACAACCGGCUCCAACACAACAGAGUCAUCAGAUUCACCAUCAACAGUAACGUCUCCUUCAAAUUCUCCACCAGCUGGUCAUCUUGGUUCCCCACCAACUACACCUUCAACUGUUACGUCUCCUUCAAAUUCUCCACCAGCUGGUCAUCUUGGUUCCCCACCGACCACACCUUCAACAGUUACGUCUCCUUCAAAUUCUCCACCAGCUGGUCAUCUUGGUUCCCCACCGACCACACCUUCAACAGUUACGUCUCCUUCAAAUUCUCCACCAGCUGGUCAUCUUGGUUCCCCACCAGCUACACCUUCAACAGUUACGUCUCCUUCAAAUUCUCCACCAGCUGGUCAUCUUGGUUCCCCACCAGCUACACCUUCAACAGUUACGUCUCCUUCAAAUUCUCCACCAGCUGGUCAUCUUGGUUCCCCACCAGCUACACCUUCAACAGUUACGUCUCCUUCAAAUUCUCCACCAGCUGGUCAUCUUGGUUCCCCACCAGCUACACCUUCAACAGUUACGUCUCCUUCAAAUUCUCCACCAGCUGGUCAUCUUGGUUCCCCACCAGCUACACCUUCAACAGUUACGUCUCCUUCAAAUUCUCCACCAGCUGGUCAUCUUGGUUCCCCACCAGCUACACCUUCAACAGUUACGUCUCCUUCAAAUUCUCCACCAGCUGGUCAUCUUGGUUCCCCACCAGCUACACCUUCAACUGUAGUGUCUCCUUCAGCUUCACCACCAGCUGAUUAUCAAGGUUCCCCAUCAACUUCACCUUCACCUUCUCCUUCAGUUUCUCCAUCAGCUUCUCCUUCAACCUCUCCAUCUGCUUCUCCAUCUGCUUCUCCUUCAGCUUCUCCAUCAGCUUCACCAUCAGAUUCUCCAAAAAGCUCGGUUUGAGAUGGAUUUAAAGGCCAGGUCUAACUAGAGAUUGAGUGCUUUCUACUCGUAAACAUUUUUUUGGUUUUAAUAUUUUGGCUAACCUUUUGAGGACAUCAGGUUCAGCAUUAUUGGUGUACCAAGUUAAUGAGGUUAUCACUAGCUUUUUAAAUUCAUGUUAACUCUCAUGCAUGUAUAUAUGCUAUAAUUAUCUUUUCUAUAUAAAAUUAAUUAGUACAUCUUGUAUAAAUGGGAGGGUUUAUAUUCUGUACCGAAUAGAGUAUAUGUAGAAAUUUUUCAUACAAAUACUAAAAUACAAUAUAACGUUUUCCUAUGUGUUAAUGGUGAUUGAGGACCUUUCGGAUCUUGUGUGGGG
Messenger RNA from Camelina sativa (false flax), 3157 nucleotides. Its product is annotated as putative pectinesterase/pectinesterase inhibitor 28. Gene Ontology annotation, biological process: cell wall modification. The record is from RefSeq and is a predicted model, not a curated record. Gene Ontology annotation, molecular function: pectinesterase activity; enzyme inhibitor activity. Lineage: Eukaryota; Viridiplantae; Streptophyta; Magnoliopsida; Brassicales; Brassicaceae.